AUGGCGACCCGGUGCGCGUCCGUGCAGUGUCGCUUCCCCUUUGUGGCUGUGUCCACCUGCAACCUAAGAGCCAGGAAUUUUUACGAAAUAGUUGGUGCUGAGCCAGAGCUCGUCUUACAGGAGUCGCUGGCGCGCCUUCCAGCUCUGACAUCCGGGUUGUCCAUCCAGGUCGAGGUGGCCAUAGCCAACAACUUUCAAAUUGGGCUGCGGAGGGUGGGUGUUGUCGUUGCUCGAUUGGAGGACCUCUCAGGCAAUGACGUGUUGGCUGUCAAGCUUCCUGGUCACGCCGGAGUGCUCGGUGACCACGAGGUCCGCGUGGAGCUCCUUCCGGCCGCAGACCUGGCCGAAAGCAUAAAGGAGCAUGAGGCGAGGCUUUGUGCAGAAGCUCAGCGCCAAGCGAAGAUUCAGCAAAUGCUGGAAGAGAAGCAUGCUCGACUCAAUGUCCGUCGAGCGGAUAUUGCGCACAGUUGUCAUUUAGACAAGGCAUGUGAACUCAACUCCACAGUUGAGCUUUCCUUCCGGUUUCCAAACGGAAGGCAGCUGCGACACCGAUGCCCCAUCGACAGAACUGUGUCAGACUUGAAGCGUCGCCUCUUCGGCUUGCUUGGAGACUCUGAUUUGUGGAAGCCGGGUGUGGACGACGCAGCAGCUUUGGAAUUGACGAUGUUUCCACGGAGAGUGCUCUGCGAUGCAGAUAUGGUGUCGCAGAUAGGCGACCGGGCAGUCGUUCAUGUUACAGAGAGCCUUGAGGCAGUGCAAGCGGCAGGGCACUCUAAAGCGAUAUUGGAUUCUGUUGUGUACCCAGCGGGAUUGGAAGAAGCAAUUACAUCUUCAACGCAUGAUUGUGGCCUGAAAAAGGUCGUAGCUGUCGAUCAAAGCACGUACACCCCGGACCGUUCUGCACGAAUAUCGCCGGUCCGCGAAGAGGGCUUGGAGACCCUGCCCUUUGCAGAGCUUCGCAGACUGGCAUUGACUUUGGGGCUGCUUGCUGCAGACAUUGCACGUGCUGUUGAUAAGCCAGAGCUGCUAGAGCUCAUUACACAGCACCAACGCCGAGCAGCCCGGCAUGCUAGGGUCAGAACCCAUGAGAAUGCAGAAAGGUCAAACGGCGCUGAGCGCAGAGCCUCCUCUGUGUCUGCUCGUGUCAGCUCUCAGUUGCCCCAUCCGGGCAACCGUAACAGAAGCAGCCUGUCUGUCGGAGCACGUGAUCGACGCCUCGACUCCACUGUGGCCACGCCAGCCAUCCGCCAAGCGGAUUUUGUGCCACGUGGCAGUACGCAUAGUACGCCUUCAGCUCGUUUGCCUCGGCCUCCACCGGGAACUGCGCCGGGCCCGGUGCCGCGGGCAAGUGCUAGAUCUGCUCCAAGAUCAGCAACUCGCAGCCCGCCAAGUCACCCCGAACGCGAUGAGGCUCCUCACAUGUCGCGGAAUCCGAGGAGCCACGCGCCACGUCCACAGGAGCCCCUGCGAUGUGCGGGUCAAUUGAUGCUUGGGCCAGUUGGGAUGGUCGGCAACAACUGGACACAGCAGCAAAGGGCCGGACAGAGACACCGCUGGGGGGAAUAG
Symbiodinium necroappetens is the source of this 1566-nucleotide messenger RNA. The record is from the annotation of a GenBank genome assembly. Lineage: Eukaryota; Dinophyceae; Suessiales; Symbiodiniaceae.